Fusarium odoratissimum NRRL 54006 is the source of this 1149-nucleotide messenger RNA. RefSeq lists its product as uncharacterized. NCBI's taxonomy places the organism in Eukaryota, Fungi, Ascomycota, Sordariomycetes, Hypocreales, Nectriaceae. Bases 1 to 1149 code for a protein of 382 amino acids. The transcript is spliced from 2 exons. The record is from RefSeq and is a predicted model, not a curated record.
AUGGCUCUGGAGAAUUUGGCGCCCGAACUUAUCUCUCUCAUCCUACGAAAUGUCGACUCACCUCGUGGGCUCCAUGAUAUGAUCUCAGCAUCGCCGUUAUGCUUGCGGGUCUUCUCCAAAACACCCCAAAUUUUUCUCUCAUCUGUAAUCCGAAAUGCGUUACUAACGGAUAACUUGAGACAUCUUCUUACUGUCCGACAAACUCCCUCACCAGCAACUAAGAGUAUAGUUCCCGAGUUCCUAGAAAAAUACUUUGAUGCCUCCUGUUCUUUCAAUUUUCCUACCGAGAAAUCAGAGCUGAUGUUGCUUUGCCGACUUUACAACCGGGUGACAUUCCUGAUUUCCUGUUAUACGGAGUACAUGUACCGGCUUGGUUUAGUUGACUCGAUUCUUAUCCCCACUUCAACAGAAUGUAUACGGCUACAGAGGGCGUUCCUCCGAUUUGAGAUCUACUGUCGCGUCUUUCCAGCUGACGGUUCUGUUCCACUCGAAACGGUUUCGGCAAACGAUGAGUUCUCUUCUAUUGAACAGUUUGAUCUCUUCAUAAGUCGUCUCUCAUCUUGGGAAGUGGAAGAGAUAGCUUGCGUCGAGCUGUACGUCACUCUUAUGAUAAGGGAUUACAUCGACGAGCUUGAGAGUCAGUUCAUGUCUACUACCAAUAAGUAUGCGAGGCUUGCAUGGCCUUUGCUCCCCGAACCCGAAUCAGAAGCAGAGAUAGAGACAAAGAAUGAAACGGAAAGAAAACGCGAGCGGGACACCCUUGUCGAGCUUACGGCACUGGAUCAAACCAGUCUUUCUUUGUUUUCAAAAGAGGGUAGAUACCGUUCUUCAGAUAAUAUCAGCUACAUGACUUCGCUGGGUCUCGACUUUAUCUACGAUCUCUAUACUGCCGGAGAAGGACGAUCCGAGUUGAUUAGAUCAAAUUGCCAAUAUUCUCGCGAGUUUCUACCAGAAGCUCUGAGAUACUCGCCAACGUGGCCACCAGACCACCAAUAUGAAGAAACCGCGACUCUGCAAAAUGAUUCGUCGCGCAGCAACCUCGGCUACCUCAUAUUCAGCAGAGUCGAGGGUGACGAAAGAAUGUAUAAGCCAAUUACCACCACGGGCGGCCGCUAUUCAGGCAUACGACAACUUGGAGAUAUACGAUAA